Messenger RNA from Aureococcus anophagefferens, 12480 nucleotides. RefSeq lists its product as hypothetical. The record is from RefSeq and is a predicted model, not a curated record. Lineage: Eukaryota; Pelagophyceae; Pelagomonadales; Pelagomonadaceae. The transcript is spliced from 5 exons. Bases 1 to 12480 code for a protein of 4159 amino acids. Gene Ontology annotation, molecular function: calcium ion binding.
AUGUACAGCGCCGCGUCGGACAGCGCCAAGGCGGACAGGAAGGCGGCGGAGAUGGGCUACGAGGUCGAGGACUGGGCGAACAACGACCUCGGCACGGCCGUCGGCUGGUGGACGAAGAACCGCGGCGACGACGAGGACGAGGAGGCCAAGGCGAAGGACGACCUGCGCGCGGAGCUGCGGCAGCGCGCGACGGCGCGGGGCUCCGAGCCCAAGCUCGUCGCGCCGCUUCGAACGCUCGGCGGCGCGCUGGCCCGCGCGCACAAGUCCGGCGACGCGGCGCGCGUGCGCGACGUCAUCGCCGGGCUCGACCGGUGCAAGGUGGACGUGGAGGCGCUGAAAGCGCUGAAGUCCGUGACGCGGCUCCUGGGGGCGCUGCGGAAGUCGGAGCUCGGCGGCGUCGCCGAGCGCGCGCGCGACCUCGUGGCCAAGUGGAAGCGCAUCCUGGCCCGCGAGGAGGAGGAGAAGGCGCGGCUCGAGUCGAGGCGCCGCGCCGCCGCCGCGGAGAAUAGUGACGCGAUGCUCACGCGGCUCGCCGGGCGCGGCCGCGCGCUGGGCGCGGCGGCGUCGUCGCCGCGCGCCUACACGCUGCGAGAGGUGCUCGCCCACUGCAGCCUCCCCACGGCGGAGGCCGCGGCGACGACGUACGCGGACGUGAAGGAGCGCUGCGACGAGCAGCUCGCGCGCGUCCGCGCGCUCGAGGCGGCGUCGAAGAAGCCGCGCGGGCUGGCGACGGUCGUCGCGCUCUACUCGGGCGUCGUCGACGAGCUCGAGGCCGCGGGCGGCCUCGUCGGCGGUGUCGGCGAGGACCUCGUCGCGGUGCACCGCGCGCUGGUCUCCGUCGAGCAGCGCCACGCGCUCUUCGGGCCGUCGGUCGUCGACGCGCUCAAGGAGGGCGCCAUCGACGAGUCGCAGGCGGCGCUCGCGGAGGACUGCCUCGCGGCGCACAUCGGCGCGUCGCUCCUGCUGCGGAACCACCUCGCGGCGCACGCGCCGGAGCUCGAGAACCCGGGCGGGUCCGCGACGCCGGACCGGGGCGUCGGCGCCGCCCGCGAGCGCGCGAGCGUCGCGGCCGCGGUCGACGCGGCCGCGACCGAGGCCGUCAUGCUCACCGAGUACGCCUACGACCUCCUGGAGCCCCCCGUCGUCGCCGUUUCCGGGGGCGACGUCUCGGCCUUCUGUGUGCCGCACCACGUGACCUACGUCGUCCACGAGCUCCUCAAGAACGCCCUCGUGGCGACGGUCGAGCGGCGCAUCCGCGACCACGGCCGCGACGCCGACGACGACGACUUCCCCCUGAGCCCCGUCGAGGUCGCGCUCGCCGCGGGCGACGGCGAGGUCGUCGUCGAGGUCACGGACCGCGGGGGCGGCAUGCCCGAGGACGCGAUCGCCGCCUGCCUCGCCCUGCGGCCCGGCCUCGCGCGCUACGACCGCCUCGACGACCCGGGCGGCAGCUACAACAGCGGGUCCCUCGCGCCCGUCUCCGGCGUCGGCAUGGGCCUGCCGAUGGCGAAGCUCUACGCGCGCCACUUCGGCGGCGGCCUCCGCCUCGCCUCGGACCUCGGCGCGGGGACGACGACCGCGACGGUCUCCCUCCCCACCGACGUCGGGACGCCCGAGGCCCUCCCGCCCCCGCCGCCGGCGGCGAACACCCCCUGGGGUCGACGCAGCGUUUCGCGCCGCCGGCGCGCCGCGGCGGCCAGCGCGGACCUGCGCCACAACAGCGCGCAGCGGCGGAGCGGCGGCCGGUGGUACGCGUGGCUCGUCGCGCUGCUGGGGCUCGGCUACGUCGCGGCGCUCGUCGGCUUCCGCGCCCUGCACGGCCGCGCGGCGGCGGCGCCGCCGAGCUCCUACUUCGUGCUGCCGCCGCCGGAGCCGUGGUCGCCGGCCGCGGCCGACGUCGUCGCGGCGGCGCUCGAGGCUCCGGGUCCCGCGGCCGCCGCCGCCGCGACGGCCGCGCCGACGGCCGCCGCGGGCGACGAGGCGACGGUCAACGAGGCGCUCGCCGAGCUCGGCGUCGCGGCGCCGGCCGCCGCGGCGACGACCGCGCACGGCCGCCAGAACAACCGCGACACGAUCUUCGUCGCGGGCCUCCCGAUGAGCGGGUCCGACGCGGUCGCGGAGCUCGUCGCCGCGGGCCGGGGCGCCGCCGCCGCGACGGCGGCGACGUGGAGCGAGGCCGAGGGCCGCGCGCUGCGCCGCGAGGCCGUCGUGCGCGUGCCCGGCGCGCCGCCCGUCGGCGAGAAGGUCUUCGAGGGCCUCGCGGCCGCGACGGCGCGCGCGGGCGGCCGCGCGACGUUCGUCGUCGUGCUGCGCCACCCCCUGGCCUGGGCCGUGUCCAUGGGCCUCGCGCGGCAGAUCCAGAGCUCCGAGGCCGGCGGGCCGGGCCACCGCCACGGCCGCGGGCUCACGCCCUUCGGCGACGACGUCGUCUCCGCGUUCGCGUUCUGGAUGGAGGCCGUCGAGGCGCUCGUCGGCGAGUGCCUCACGGGCGUCGACUGCGUCGUCGUCCACAGCGAGGCCGCCGUCCACGACGACGUCGCCGCCGCGGUGCUCGCCAUGGUGCCGCGCGCGGCCCCCGCGCCGGCGGCGCCCGCGCCCGCGCUGUCGCCGUCCGCCGCGCGCAUGCUCGGCGUGGCGUCGAACGCGGCGCUGAUCCGCUGCUGGCUGCGCGGCGUGAAGUGGCACCUCGUGCGGCGCGAGUGCGAGCGCGAGCGGGGGCAGUACACGGACGAGGAGAAGCUCGUGGCCACGGCGCGCCACGUGGACUUUUGGACCGUGAAGCGGCGCUACGAGUGCGCCCUCGACGGCUACGGCUACAGCAUGCGGUCCUUCGAGUCGCUCCUCUCCUGCAGCAAGCUCUGCCUCGGCGGCGUCGCGGCCGCGCUCGACUCGCCGCCCGUGCAGCUCGAGCUCAUCGAGGGCCGCGUCGCCGCGCGGUCCGCGGCCGUGGCCUUCGCCGAGGCCAACGGGUCCAUGCCCGUGCGCGGCGCCGCGGGCAAGCGCCUCGUCGGCGACGUCAUCGUCGCCUUCUUCAAGGUCUACCACGGCGCGCAGUCCGCGGGCGGCCGCGGCGGCAUGUUCAUGCGCAUGCAGCAGGUCGUCCGGUCGCUGUCCGACGCGGGUUUGACGGUCCACUUCAUCUGCCACUGCGAGAUGCCGCCGGGCCACCUCCUCGACACGACCUGGGCGCCGGCGGGCACGCGGUUCUACUCCGGCGACACGCAGCAGCAGCUCGACCAGAUGCUCCCCUACGCGUGCGGCGGCGAGGCCGACGUGAAGGCGCUCUUCCUCUUCGUGACGUCGCUGACCGUGGACAUGCACUUCCGCGCCGCCGUGAAGAAGGCCCAGUACUGGUGGAAGGAGCCGAAGCUCGGGAGCCUGCCCUCGGAGAAGAUCAAGGCCCGCGUGCGCGCGCACAGCCCGGGCCUCCGCGUCGUCGCGCUCACCGACGACGUGCACCACAUCCGCGCGGCGGAGGCCUUCAAGGACGUCGGCGCGCGGCAGCCGUUGAACGUCGCCUUCAUGCUCGCGUGGCUCAAGCGGCGCGAGCUGGCCCUCUACUACGAGGCCGCGGACGUCUUGACGGUGAGCUCCGAGGACGCGGACGCGAUCGCCGCGGACCUGGACCUGCUCUACGGGGCGUCGCCGGCCGUCGACGCGGCGCUCGCGGGCCGGUCGCGCGCGCCGCCGCGCGUGUCCUGGGCGCCCUUCGUGCAGACGGACGUCGGCGCGAGCGACGAGCCCGUCGCGGGCGCGCUCUGGAACAAGACGGGCCUGCUCUACGUGGGCAUGCCCCACCCCCUGGCCAUCCCCGCCGUGAAAUGGUUCGUGCGCGAGGUCCUGCCGCGCCUCGCGGCCGUGCUCGAGGACGAGAAGGGCAUGCCGAAGGACUUCGUGGACUCCCACGCGACGCUCCACCUCGCGGGCGGCGGCCUCGACGCCCACCGCUGGCGCCAGGCCUACCGCGACGCGCCGCGGGCGGCCCAGAGGCGCGUGAAACACGUCGGCGCGCUCAGCGACGAGGAGCUCACGGCGGAGCUCCUCCGGUACCGCCGCGUCUUCGUCGCGCCGCUCUUCAACAACACGGGCAUCGCGACGAAGGUCGUCAACGCCAUGAGCCACGGGUUGCCCGUCGUGACGACGUCGGGCGGCUGCCGGGGCCUCGGUUUGGACGAGGACGGCGACGUGUUGCUGGUCGCGGACGACGCGCUAACGUUCGCGCGCGCCGUCGCGGAUUUGCUCGUGGACGACGCUUUGUGGCGCCGCGUGUCCGAGAACUCCGUGCGCCACGUCGCGGACCACCUCUCCAAGGAUUCGCUGACGCGCGUCGUCCGGGGCGUCGUCGCGCGCGCGUUCGACGGCGGCGGGGAACCGCCGGAGGACGCCGCGGAGAGGCCCCCCGGGCUCGUCUACGCGCCGCUCGCGGACCUGCCGCGCGCGCGGGACGGUCCCCUGGCCGUCGACGCGUCCUGCGCGGCGCUCGACGGCGCCCUGUCGAACCCGUCCAUCGCGACGGUGGGCGGCGCGGAUUUGUUCGCCGCGCGGCUCUCGCGGCCGCGCGGCGCGGGCGACGAAACCGUCGGCUUCGACGCGCGCCUCGUCGUCGGCGCCGUGGAGCGCGGCGCGCUGUCGCGCUGCGUCGCGUCGGACCCCAUCGCCGACGCGGGCUUCGCGUCCUGCGGGGGCUCGAAGUCGCCCUACGGCGUCCGCUUCGUCGACGAGCCGCGGCUCUUCGGCUGGCGCGGCGAGCCCUGGGUGCUCUUCGCCGGUCGGCCCACGUGCAACGCGCGCGGCGGCGGCUGCGCCUGGUGCACGUCGGACCUGCAGAUCCUCCAGUACCUCGCGCGGGUCGGCCCGGACGGCGCGCUCGCGGCGCCGCCGCUGCCCGUCGCGUCGACGCGCGACGCGCUCGGCAGCGUCCAGCGCGCCUUCACGCCCUUCGUCGGCGGCGACGCGCUCUACCUCGUCUCGGCCCUCGAGCCCCACGUCGUCCUGCGGGUGAACGCGACCGCGGAGGCGCGGGGCGGCGCGCGCGUCGCGGCAGCGGAGCGCGCGGCGAUCUCGUCCGCGGACCGGCUCUGGGCCGACGUCCGCGCGCUCGACGGCGGCUGCCGCACGCGGCCGCCGCUCCUCGGCGCGACGCCGGCGGUGCUCCUGGACCGGCCGCGGCCGCCGGCCUGGCCGGCGACGCGCCGCGUCCGCGGCCGGCCGACGUCCGUGGCGUCCGCGGGUCUGCGGGACUACGGCGAGCCCGCGGGCUACUACCUCGCCGUCGUCCGCGUCCACGCCGAGCUCGGCUGCCUGCGCUUCUACGAGCACUACGCCUACGCGUUCGACGCCGCGCCGCCGUUCGCGGUCCUCGCGCGGUCCGCGCGGCCCCUGCCGCUCGCCGCGCGGUCCUUCGCGGCCGCGCGCGGCGGCGAGUGCCGCGCGGCCGAGUCCUGGCGCGUCGCCACGGGCCGCGCCAAGUUCGCCGCCGGCGCGACGGCGAACGGCACGCACCUCGCCGUCUCCUACAGCGCGGGCGCGGACUGGACGCCCCGCGUCUGGACCGCGCCCCUCGACGACGUCGAGGCCGCGCUCGUCGCCGUCGCGCCGCGCCUCGACGACCUGCUCGUCGCCUGCGACGGCGGCUCGGACUGCGCGGUGCUCGCGGCCCACGGCGACGCGUUAUUGUUGCCGCCAACGAUCCGGCGUUUUCUAUGCCUUCUCGGGCUGCCCGAGCAAGGCUGGCCGCGUGAUUUUUGGCCGCACGCGUCGGCGGCCGUGACGGUGGAGGUCAUGUUCCUCUUCCGCGGCGACGUCACCGCGUGCACGAAUCCCUGCGACGCGGAGGAGGGCUCCGAGACCCACUUCGACGACAUCGAGGACGUCGACGUCGACGGCGUCGCCGGCGGUUCCGAGGACGUGCGCGGGCGGCAUCGGCGGCGGCGCCUGGUGCCCGGGGCGCGGCGGCGGCGGCGGCGGCGGGCGGCGCCGGACACGCCCGUGGAGCUCGACGAGCACGACAUCAAGGCGCGGGGCGCGGAGGAGGCCGCGCGGAUUCUGGAAUACGACGCGAACCGCGACGGCAAGAUCAGCGCGGAGGAGAUGAAGGACAUGCGGGCCGACGAGGCCAUGGGCAUCCAGCAGAGCGUGCUGCGGGACGUCGCGGACCGCUUCGACAGUUUGGACGAGUACAAGUCGAAGCUCGUCGCGCUGACGGUGCUCUGCGUCUUCGUCCUCGUCUACGCGUCCGCGCUCUACAUGCAGGCCGACGUCAAGGUCAAGUUCGACCUGACGACGACGCUGUUGGACUCGCUCGCGCCGACGGACCCGGCGACGGGCGAGUACGCGAGUACCUUCGACAGCGUCGACGCGAUCUACGAGUGGAUCGACGAGACGUUCUUGGAGACGUACUGGCAGAACCCGCAGUGCGGCGACAACGCGUGCUACCUGCCGGAGGAGUACCCGGCCAUGUUCGCCUACGGCUGCCAGGCGGACUGCGGCGUCCAGACGCAGACGACGAAGGUCGCGGUCCGCGCGACGGCGCGCUACGACUACGACAAGCGGCGCGCGUACCAGGACGACGACGACGCGACGUUCAUCGUCUCGUCCGAGGCGUCCGAGGCGACGUUCGUCGACGCGACGUCUUUCCAGAUCUGCUCCAGCGGCCCGAACAUGGGCGUGGACCUGCUGACGGGCGAGACGAUCUGCUGGAGCGACCCGGCGGUGUCGUUCGAGGAGAGCGCGCAGUCGCGGCUGUUCGUCUACGACGUGCCCGACGGCGAGUGGACCAUCUCCUGGGACGCGCCGCUCGGGGCCAUGGACGUGGAGAUUUUAGUGAACUACACGGACGGCGGCUUCAACGACACGCUCUCCCGCAAGUACUCGUCCUACGAGCACUGCCCCGCGCUCCCGACGAAGUUCGCGCCCACGCGGGACGAGGGCGCCGUGGGGCCCUUCCCGCUCGUCGACGAGUUCUCCCAGCCGCCGGCCCUGGAGAACUACGUCGCGCCGGAGAACGUCCACGGCUCGCCGGACUGCGCGCCGGGCGAGCGCCACACGGCCGUGCUGCUCGCGACGCAGGCGGCGACGUACGUCUGCGCGUCCGUGACGAGCCGCUACGCCGAGGGCGACUACGGCGUCUUCACGAAUCUGACGCACGUGAGCUACGGCGACGCGCUCGUCGGGGACCGCGACCGCUACGACUGCUACCCGGACCACGACGAGGCCGCGUGCCUCGAGAGCGGCGCGCCGGGCGACUGCUGCGCGGCGCCGGGGACGGGCUCCUGCGACGCGGGCUUCGAGGUGGGACACCAGUUCAGCGCCUGCCACGCCCCCGACGACGUCGCCAAGGAGUCGACGUACCUCUACACGUGCUGCCACCCGAGCUACGAGUCGCUCCCGGCGGCGCCGGAGCCCGUCGACGUCGCGGAGCUCGCCCUGCCGGACGACAUGACGCCCCUCGAGGCGCCCUACUACUACUGGGUCGACGAGUCCUGCGACGACGCGACGCUGCGCAAGAUCACGGUGGCCGUCUACGUGCCACAGCCCGGGUCGGAGAGCCAGUGCGACCCGGGCGACGCCGUCGACGUCGACACGGGCUGGGCGUCCGUCGACUACCGGCGCUGCCCCGCGGGCGUCGACCACCUCGACGACGCGCAGUGCACGUCCGUCUACUACUUCCUCGUGGAGGCGCUCGUGUCGGGCCUCAACUACGUCGACCUCUGCGUGCCCGCCGUCGACGACUACGCGUGCGAGGACAACCUGCUCGAGUCCUACGUCCAGGACCCCUUCGACACGCUCUGGUACACCCAGGACGACAACGUCUGCGGCGAAGACUGGGACGACGCCGACGAGGGCCACGUCGUCGUGAAGCUGGCGUCGUUCGGGACGUGGUUCGCGGACGCGCGCGCGUGGGUCGUCGACGCAGACGGCGGCUGCCCGCUCGCGGACGUCGCGGGCGCGGCGGCGACGCCCCAGGAUGCGCGCUACCGCGAGGGCCCCGACUUUGCGUAUUUCACGUCGCUGGGCUACUCCUUCGACCUCCAGAUGUUCAAUCUGGAGGUGAACACGACGGCCGCGGCCCGGGCCUGCGACGUCCCGGGCCUCGAGGUCAAGAUGGACGCGGCGCACGGCACCUGGCGCCUGUCCUCCUACCAGAGGGCCUACCAGGCCCUCGACCUCGCCGGCGCGGCCGUGUCCGCGCCGCCCGCGCGCUACCCCCUCCGCGAGGAGGCGUCGCUCGCGACGAUGGGCACGCCGGACAACGGCGACGGCAUGACGUCCAACGGCGACAUCUGGUCCGUCGUGCACGUCUGCGGGUCCAACGACACGUCGACCGUCUUCGACUUCGACUGGAACUUCCUCCCCGAGUCCGCGACGGACGCGGACUUUUCGACGGGCCGCGCGUGGGUCAUCGACGGCGAGACGCUCUGCGGGCCGGGCUCCGCGCGGCUCUUCUACGCCGGCGACGAGCAGAACUUCUUCGAGGACGCGGCGUCCUUCGUCGGCGGCUCGACGGCGCUCGCGUCGACGAACGCGGCCGCGGCCUACAACAACUUCACGAGCCCGGGCUACCCGCUCGCGUACACGAAGCUCCAGUACACGCACCCGACGGCCCAGCAGUGCGCCGACCCCUGGGAGAGCUACCGGGACAUGGACGCGGCCUACGUCUACGCCUACGAGGAGCCCCUCCUCAUGCAGACGCUCGUCGAGUCCGGCGUCGCCGCCGCGGGCUCGGACGCGAUCGCGUUCAAGGACGGCGCGGCCUGCCCCGACGACGCGCCCGUGGAGCUCGUGCUGUCCCUCAUCUUCCCCGCGGGCUACGGCGACCUCCAGGUCCACGUCUCCGCGGGCUCCCACGGCCAGUACGUGUCGCGGCUCCAGGCGUCGCCGUCGCAGGACCCGGACGCGGACGGCCGCGCGUUCCCGGAGGGCCACCUGUCCAAGUGGUGCGCGCGGGCGGGCAACUACACGCUCCACGUCUACACGGGCUCGGGCACGGGCGACUACGGGUCCAUCGACGGCACCGUGGCCCUGUCCUACGUGGACGCGGACGCGACGAGCUGCCUCGUCUCCGCGUACGUGUCCGGCACGACCGUCAAGUUCCUGCCCGAGGCCUACGCGGGCGAGUUCUACGAGUCCGACGACGACGGCGACGACUACUACGCCUACGGCGACGACGGCGACGACGACUGGUGGGGCAGCGAGCGCACGUCGGGCGCGCCGUCGCGCGACUUCGACGUCGUCGGGGGCAAGAACCGCGGCGCGGGCUGCGACGCGCUCGUGGCCCCGUCGGGCACGCUCAAGUCAGGAUGGGUCGGCUGCCCGCGCGCCCAGCGCUACCGCAUCGUCGCCCAGACCGCGGACGCCGUCGACGGCGCGUCGCUGCGGCUCUGGUACUACGGCUCGAACUUCAACAAGAGCCGGGACAUGUCGAUGGCGCUGGACAUGUCGCCCAUGAUGAACCGGACCACGAGGCCGCCGACGGGCGCGCCGACGGCCGCCGCGGCCUCGACGACCGACAAAUUCGCGCAGCAGACGACCGAGGAGGCGACGGACGACGCCGUCGCGUACGCGACGCCGAACGUGACGCGAGAGAUCGUCAUGGGGAGCCUCCGCGACGCCUUCGCGGCGCGGAGCAACUACACGGACGAGUGGUGCCUCGACGACGGCGCCUACCACCUCGAGGCCUACGACGCGUCGGGCGCCGGCUGGGCCGGCGGCACGCUGUCGCUCUACGACGAGUCGAACUGCCUCUUAGCGCAGCUCGCGCCCGAGGCCUUCGACGCGGGCCCCUUCAGCGGGUCGGUCUACGCCUUCGACGUGGCCAUGGGCGGCGACGACGACGACGCCCCGCGGAACUGCCAGGUGCCGACGCCCUACUGGGACCCGAACCUGUGGUGCCCCUACGACGACGACCUGCUGGCGACGUGCGCGCGGACGUACGCGGGGCCCGAGUGGCGCAACGGCUUCGACGACUCGGAGAACCCCAUCUGCAGCUCGGUCUGCGCCCAGCCCGCCUGCGUGCGGAAAACGCUCGACGCCUACGGGCCGCCGGACGUCGACUACGGCUGCUGCGACUUCGAGGCGGCCGCGGAUCGCACGUUCACGGUCGACUCCUACGGCUUCACCUACCUCGACGACGAGGGCGCGGUCAUGGACGCCAACUCGGGCGUGCCCGUGAUCCCCGACGAGGCGCGGGAGCGCUUCGUCGCGACGCGGAACCGCAUCCUCGUCGGCCUCGUGCUCCAGCAGACGCGGAACAGCGAGCGCGGCUGCUCCGUCUACGGCCACGAGGAGAAGCUCUACGACAUGUGCCGCGGCUCGCAGCGGUCCGAGGAGCGCUUCGGCAUCGACUCCGUCUUCGUGCGCGACAGCACGCUCUACAACGCGUACGGCGACGGCAUCCAGAACGCGAUCGGCGUCAACAAGUCCGCGUACUCGCGGAGCUGCCUCCCGCCGGGCUGCGGCGACUUCUACGCCGCCGACGAGCUCAUGGACUCGGGCAAGGCCUACGGUUUUAGUUUUGUGAACCUGGACAAGACGAAGGCGCUGCCCGCGGAGAAGGCGCGGCUCAACGCGUACGAGGGCUACCCGCUCAUCUUCGACGUCAACGUGGGCUACGACCGGUCCCAGGAGCUGCUGACCUACGUCCGCGAGGGGUCCUACGUCGACUACUACACGGACACGCUGCGCGUCGAGCUCGUGACCUUCAACGGCGAGGUCAACAUGUACGCGUCGACGCUCUUCGAGAUCACGUUCACCGAGGAGGGCCAGAUCGACCUCUACAGCUACGUGCGCACGGUGGGCAUGAGCCAGUACAAGUGGACGGACCCGGACAACCGGCUGCGCAUCUUCCUGGAGCUCAUCUUCGUGACCAUGUUCUCCGUGACGAUGUACUUCGAGAUGCGCGAGUUCGCGUCCAUCGUCUGGCACACGGGCAGCGCCAUGGGCUACCUCAAGUCGUUCUGGAACUAUAUUGAUAUCUUGUCCAUCGUCUUCAACAUCACGUGCAUCCUCAACUGGUACCUCUACCAGCGGCGCUGCAACCACUUCAAGAUCGACGCGCGCUACGACAUCUACAGCUCGCUGUCGCUCCUCGCGAACAUGUUCCACCUCCGGGACGGCGGCGCGGGCCUCGAGGAGGCGACGAAGGCCCUCGUGCGCCUCGACAACCUCUUCGAGCUCUACGCGCAGUACAACGUCUACAACGGCCUCAACAUCAUCCUCAUCCUCAUGCGGUUCCUGAACGCGUCGGACUUCCAGCCCAAGCUGGGCAUCCUGACGCGGACCUUCUCGCGCGCGGCGGGCGACCUCGGCCACUUCUUCCUCAUCCUGUCCAUCAUCGUCGGCGGCUUCGCCUUCAUGGGCCACCUCCUCUUCGGCGCGGACGUGUCCUACUUCUCGACCGUGCCGACGUCGCUCCUCUCGUGCGUCAACAUCAUGGUCUACGGCGACACGUCGAGCAGCGAGGCCAUGCUCGAGUCGGGCAAGGACCCGGCCCUGGCGCUCCUCUUCCACCUCCUCUACUCCUUCCUCGUCGUGCUCGUGCUCGUCAACAUCGUCCUCGCCAUCAUCGUCGACAACUUCGAGAAGGCGAACGGCACGCGGCACAAGGCCAAGUCCGUCGUCUACGACUUCUACACGCUCUUCCAGGACCUCGAGAUCAAGUACCGGGGCCACAUCAUGGGCGACGUGGCCGCGCGCAAGGAGGCGCUCCGCGUGCUCCAGUCGGCCGUCGACCGCGUCGGCGAGGUCGACGGCGCCCCCGCGAGCCUCCACGGCGCGCCGCGCCGCGGCUCCCUCACGGCCCAGCACAACCGGGCGUCGGCCCACGACGCGCGGCCCCUGCCGACGACGGAGCUCGGCGACGUCGAAUUCACCGAGGGCGCCUUCGAGCGGCUCCUCGACGAGGCGCAGCGCGGCGGCGGCGCGCGCGACGGCGGCGACGACAAGCCCGCGCUGGAGAAGCAGCCGUCGGCGCAGUUCUGGAAGAAGAGCAAGAAGAAGAAGCCCGUGGACACGCACAAGCUCGCGCGCACGGUCUUCGCCAAGAAGGAGGAGCUCGGCCGCAUGAUCAUCGACGACGACGACGAGGGCAGCGACGCGGAGCUCGAGGACAUCGUCAAGGAGGCCGACGUCCGCACGCGCGCCUUCGAGGACCGCAUCGACGCGAAGAUCGCGCACCUCCAGGCCUCCGUCGACGCCCUCGUCGGUCUGCGCGGCGCGCCGGCGGCGGCGGCGGCGAAGCCCAAGCUCCCCCGGGCCAAAAAGCCCGGGCCCCGCGCCCACGUGACGAACGCGAACGAGGUCGACGGCAUCAACCGCCUCCUCAACGUCGCGCUCCAGGGCAACCCGCCCGACCGCGACUACAUCGCCGAGCUCCGGGCGCGGCGCACGUUCCUCAUCUCGGGCUCGCCGCCCGUCGCGGCGCGCUCCGCGGAGGAGGACGACCCGCCCGGCGGCGAGAGCGGCGACGAGGAGGACUACUAG